Molecule: messenger RNA, 3350 nt
Organism: Polypterus senegalus (gray bichir)
Lineage: Eukaryota; Metazoa; Chordata; Cladistia; Polypteriformes; Polypteridae
Gene: slain2
Product: SLAIN motif family, member 2
Exons: 10
Coding region: 298-2133 (611 amino acids)
Biological process (GO): microtubule nucleation; positive regulation of microtubule polymerization; cytoplasmic microtubule organization
Cellular component (GO): microtubule plus-end
Source: RefSeq, a predicted model, not a curated record
GUCUCCUUCCUCUCUGUUGAAGUGGUUCGGGCUUGUUUUUAAAGACUGUGCGGCCUUUUUUGUUGUCAGACUUGGCAACCUAACGUGACGGUUAAGAUGGCCGCGGUUGGCGGUGAGCUUCUGAUUAGUCGAACAAGAUGACGACCAGGAGCAGUAUGACAGCCCGGUUUCUAAAAUGUAUAGCUGAGUAUCCGCCAACCGAAGAGCUUCGCGGCCCAUGAGUGCGAGCACAGGAGGGAGAUACUGUAUUCUUAGACACGGCAAACAGAAACGCAGGCGUCCAGGACUGGUCACCCAAUGGAGGAUAUAAAUUCCAACAUUAACGCCGACUUAGAGGUGCGGAAACUACAGGAUCUGGUGAAGAAAUUGGAAAGGCAGAAUAAACAGCUGCGCAGUAGAUCCAUUAUUGUUGGCUCUUCCGGGGGCGCGGGAGUACGGACGACCGGCUCCUCAAAUGAACCACCGGGACUCUGUGCUUUGACUAGGGGCUUUGACACGUUAGAGACAGCUCCUCGUAGUCUGAGUCCGAGCACGUCCCUGACAGAGGACGAGGAGCCGGCCAGCGUGCUUGAUGAGGUGGAGCCGCUAGACCUGGACAUGGACGAUCCGCUGCAGGAGGAGGACAGCUGGUUAUAUGAGUCGCCAAAGAAGAACUGUAACCCUUUAAAAACGGAUAUAAGCCCUAUAGCCUGGUGUAGACAUGUGCUGGAUCAUCCAAGUCCUGAUAUUGAAUCAGCAAAAAGAUCUUUAAUCCAUCGUCUGGAACAGAUAAUGUCAGCAAGCAAGAGAAGAAGUCUUUAUGGCGGUACUUUCAACACAUCUCUAUAUAAUAGUCCAUAUAGUCCCAGUUCUGGAAACAGUCCUUACUGCAGUAAUGUCAGCUCUCCUUCCUCCACUCCAGUGAGACUUCCCAUAGUAAAGCAGCUUGUCCUACCUGGUAAUUCAGAGAUUUCAGAGGAACUCUACAGUAUUGCUGGAAUUAAUCUUGUGUGUAGCCCUCUUCCACAAAUUCAACAUGUAUCACCACAGAAAAACAGCCAGAAUGAAAUUCAUUCUUAUGCAGUUUCUUAUAGAGGUUCAAUGGAAAGAAAUCCACCCAUAAGUCCCCAGUCCUCCGUUGAUAGUGAGCUGAGUACUUCAGAGAUGGAUGAAGAUUCUAUUGGAUCAGGGUAUAAGCUAAAUGAUGUUACUGAUGUACAGAUUAUGGCACGAAUGCAAGAAGAAAGCCUCAGACAAGAAUAUGCUGCAACAGCAUCACGUCGUAGUUCAGGAUCAUCUUGCCACUCCCUUCGGCGUGGCACAUUUAGUGACCAGGAGCUAGAUGCUCACAGCCUGGAGGAUGAUGAAGAGGGAAUGCACUCUGCUUUUCAUCCACCUCUUAACCGCUUUUCUCCUUCUCCACGACAUUCUCCUCGCCCAUCUCCCCGCCAUUCGCCACGCAAUUCUCCUCGGUCCCGCUCUCCUGCACGCUCCCUAGAAUACAAUCGAGCAUCACCACAGCCAGUUUUUAGUCGACUACAACAGCCACGUCUCUCCUUGCAAGGGCAUGGUCCUGAUCUUCAGACCAAUGCUGUCAGAAAUGAAGAACAGCUAAGACGUAGUCUUCCAAAUCUUUCCAAAGCAUCUGGUCUUCAGGCAGGGGAGCCUGUCAAAAACAGCAGAAGUUAUGAAUCUAAUCUUCAAGUGCCAAAUGGAGGAGUAUCUCGACUUCAGCAGCAAUCCUCAGCCACUCAGGAAAUGCAAACAAAAAUGCCUUGUUCUUCCCCGAAAGCAAAACAGUUUCUUCAAAAUCCUGCUGUCAGGAGAGUACCUUCUCCUAGCAAACUGAGACCGCCAGCAGCACCAUCUCCCUUGGCACUUAAGCAGCCUAUCAAGGCAUUGUUAAAUCCUGGGAAUACCUCAGCUGGUGUAAAUGUACAGCAGACAAGCCCUCCAGUACCAGCAGGAGGAAAUACAACUCCAGUUAGAUCUGUUGGUGUUCGGAGUGGACUUCCAAGGCCCAGCACCACGCCUGGUGGAGGAGGAAUACCAGUGCCUCGCAGUAAACUUGCACAGUCUGUCCGUAGGUCUUUGCCAGUUCCCAGGACUUAUGGUGGGAUGAAAGAUGAUAGCUGGAAGGAGGGUUGCUACUAAACAGAAUGUUCAUAAGAUACCCGCACAGACUGGACUUUGUAGCAGAAUUAUCAGUUUUGACUUGCAGGAUUCAGAGGAUCUUAGGAUUGACUGAUCACCUGGUGAAAUGAAUCCUUAAUCUCUGAAGCUUUAUCAGCACAAAUUGCCAGAGAUUAUUUAGCAGCACUUUACCAACAUUUUUACUUUUUUGUAUGUAUACAAUCAUUUUCCAUAGAGAUCUCUUCAUUGCACUCCUGUGAAAUUCUUGACAACCCUGGCCGAGCUUUGGGCGCAGACUUUCAUGAAUGCCAAAGAAAAAUGCUGUUCUUUAGUACUAGUAAAUAAAAUUUGGCCUGAAACUGUUUUUUCGUCCUGCUUUAUACCUUAAAUCUUAAUCAAAAACUAAAUGCUAAGUUUGAAAUGAGAUUGUGUUGACUGAAUUAGAAUGAUGAUAACGGUCUGUUUCUCCAUUGCAUGCAAUUAAGGUGUAUUGGCUUUAUGCAAAGCCAAGUAAGAAUUUUGGGAACAUUUUUUUGGUCUGGAGAAUUUCAAAAGAAAAAUUGGCCCAAAAACCAAACAAGAUUGCAAUUGCCUAAUUUGUUUUAAUAUAUGCUUCAAGUUUUAUUUAUAAAAUAACACUUGAAAUUACUAUGGGCCAUUUGUUGAGCAUUCAAGGUGCAUCCAAAUGAAAUCUGCACUGUAUGUUUCAGCUCAGGAACAAGAUCUGGAGAAACACUUAACUUUGACAGAUUUUGACAAAUGGGCUACGAGGGGGGUGGUUUUAGUGUAGGUGGUUUUGUCUGUACCGUUUUUAAUGGAUACUAUUUUUGUGGUUAAUAAGACGUGCCCCAAAUAGCUAUUCCUCAUCCAAGUUGAACGCUCCUUGAAUUUUUUUGCACCCUGGAACUACAUUUUGAAGUUCUGUUCAAGCUAUGCACUUGUUUCAUACAAAUUACUUAUCACAGCAUCUCAGUUUUGAGGAUGUUUUCUGAAUAUAUCAUCAUCAGUCAUAAGUACUUUAUGGUUAUUUACAUCUUUUCAUUGAGGAAUAGUUGCCUUGGGUUACCACUUGAUAAUUAGUUGCAAAUCAAGUGAAAGCCUAAUUGUAAAGUACUCCAUUUCUUAUUUAUUAAGUGCCUGGAUUGAUUGAAUCAACCAAACAUGUUGAAUUUGGUAAUGGUGGUGGUCAGUGUUGGUGUGAUUAUUAUUAUUAUUAUUAUUAUUUUAAUAAAGCAGUC